CUAUAGGUUACGGUUUUCAUUUUGAUUGAAAAUUUGUGAAUCAUUGAAGACUAUCAGAAGCUGUGGGGAAAACCUUUUCAAUUUUUCAAGAGAUAGAUAACAAUGUCUUCGCUUGCUGCUGCCAGAGCUGACAACUUUUACUAUCCCCCGGAAUGGGACCCAAGUCAGGGUUCACUGAACAAGUUUCAUGGCCAACAUGCCUUGCGGGAGAGGGCAAGAAAGUUAGAUCAGGGUAUCCUGAUUAUAAGGUUUGAGAUGCCUUUUAAUAUAUGGUGUGGAGGAUGCAAUUCGAUGAUUGCCAAGGGUGUCCGGUUCAAUGCUGAGAAAAAACAAGUUGGAAAUUAUUACUCAACAAAGAUAUGGAGCUUUACCAUGAAGUCUGCAUGCUGUAAACAUGAGAUUGUCAUUCAGACUGAUCCUAAGAACUGUGAAUAUGUCAUUAUUAGCGGGGCCCAGAAAAAAACUGAGGAUUUUGAUGUUGAGGAUGCAGAAACUUUUGAAUUACCUGCCGAUGAAGAGAGGGGGAAGCUUGCAGAUCCAUUUUACCGCCUUGAACACCAGGAAGAAGAUUUGAAAAAAAAGAAGGAAGCUGAACCAGUGCUUGUGCGUCUCCAAAGGCUAUCCGAUACCAGGCAUUUAGAUGACUAUGCUCUCAAUAAGAAUCUCCGGGCCCGGCUUAGAAGUCAAAAGAAAAGAGUUGCUGAAGAAGAGAAUGCUUCCAGGAAAAGAGGCCUUGGCAUACGACUACUUCCAGCUACAGAACAAGAUGUUGCCACUGCAAAACAAGUCAAGUUUUCAAGUAAAUUUGACCAGAAUAGGAAGGACAAGCGGGCAUUGAUCAAUGCAUCCUCCAUCUUCCCUGGAUUGUCUAGUUCUUCCAUUUCUGAUAAGAGAAGACUAGAACUAGAGUCUAAAAGAAGAAAAGUUUCUGCAACUGCAGCAUCCAACCUUCUAGCUGGUGGAUUUAAGCCUUCGUCAUGGUCACAGGGUGCUCUUUCUUCAAGCAGGCAAAAGGGAGCAUCAAUGAAGGUAAGACGUUAGGAAGCUGAAACAUGUCUGUGAAUUUGGUCAACAGUGGUUAUUUUGACUUAGACCUUGCCAAUUGGCAUUGACGCUGUACAUAGAAGUUGCUUGCAGUGAUAGUUAUUGUGUGUUCCGUUGUAAACUGUUUAAAAAUUGUAAACACAGUAUAACUAAGUCUAAAUAAACUUUAAAAU
This is a messenger RNA of Gastrolobium bilobum, 1217 nucleotides long. RefSeq lists its product as uncharacterized. The record is from RefSeq and is a predicted model, not a curated record. Lineage: Eukaryota; Viridiplantae; Streptophyta; Magnoliopsida; Fabales; Fabaceae. The coding region runs from base 103 to 1041 and encodes 312 amino acids. The transcript is spliced from 7 exons. Gene Ontology annotation, cellular component: post-mRNA release spliceosomal complex; U2-type spliceosomal complex. Gene Ontology annotation, biological process: mRNA splicing, via spliceosome.